Molecule: messenger RNA, 4200 nt
Organism: Fonsecaea nubica
Lineage: Eukaryota; Fungi; Ascomycota; Eurotiomycetes; Chaetothyriales; Herpotrichiellaceae
Exons: 5
Coding region: 1-4200 (1399 amino acids)
Biological process (GO): endosomal transport; endocytosis
Cellular component (GO): plasma membrane; cytoplasm
Molecular function (GO): protein binding; calcium ion binding
Source: RefSeq, a predicted model, not a curated record
AUGUCGGAGACGAUUGGAUCCGCAGCCUCAGGGCAUCCGAAUCUCAACCUAACGGCCGAGGAAAAGCGAGUCUACGGCCAGCUCCUGAAAGAAGCUGACCCCGAUGGGUUCGGAGCUGUCUCUGGAGAUGUGGCCGUCAAAUUCUUUGAGAGGACAAAGCUGCCACCGGAUGUCUUAGGACAGAUAUGGCAGAUUGCCGAUACCGAAAAUCGAGGCUUCCUCACGCCAGCAGGAUUUGGAGUUGUGCUCCGACUUAUUGGCCAUGCGCAAAGUGGCCGUUCACCUUCAGCUCAGCUUGCAACUCAGACUGCGCCUCUUCCUCGAUUUGACACUCCCCAAUCCGAGCAACUGGCCCAACCCCUUCCCCCUCCUCAACCCAUUCAACCUAUUGUCCAGCAAUCCACUGGACCUCCUGCCAGCCCGACUCCUGCGGCUCAUCCCCCGAUCCGUGUGCCUGCUUUGACGCCAGAAAAGGUCGCAGAAUAUUCGACCAUGUUUGAGAAAUCAGGCGCAGAGAACGGACUACUCUCCGGACUGCUAGCUAAACAAAUAUUUGAAAAAGCGAGGUUGCCCAACGAAGUUCUUGGGCGCAUAUGGGGGCUUUCAGACACGCAGGGUCGGGGCGCCCUGGAUGUCACGGAAUUUGUGAUCGCUAUGCACCUUCUGGCCUCGUACAAGUCAGGCCAGAUGCGCGGUGUUCCCAGCACACUUCCUCCGGGCCUUUUUGAGGCUGCAACUCGUCGCUCGGCUGUACGGCUAAGUAGUGGAUCUCGUCCGGGCUCAAGUACUAUUCCCGCGGUGAACUACAGCGCCCGGCCACAAAGCCCCAUCACGAGGCAGCCGCAAGUGAGUACGCCGUUAUCGUUGUCGGCGCAGUCGACAGGAGAGCCAUGGGCCAUAACUCCGGCCGACAAAGCUCGAUUCGACAGUAUUUUUGCGACUGUCGAUCGCCAAGGAAGAGGGUUUAUCACUGGAGAGCAAGCAGUCGAGUUCUUCGGAAAUGCUAGGCUACCAGAGGAGAUCCUGGCCCAGAUUUGGGAUUUGGCGGACAUCAACUCUGAGGGCCAAUUAAACAGGGACGAGUUUGCAGUGGCCAUGUACUUGAUCCGACAACAACGAGGAACGAAGGAUGGACGAGGCAUCUUGCCAUCCGUUCUUCCCCCUGCUCUCAUCCCUCCCAGCAUGCGAAAGAUGCAGAUUGCUCCCCCUCAGCCAACCGCUCCAGCAUUCGAAAAUGCGGCGCCGACCAAACCACGUUCUGCCGCCGAUGACCUGUUUGGCCUCGACGCAUUCGGUCCUGCUCCCACGGUACCUGCGGUCGCUCCUAUCCAAGUACCUCAAUCAACGGGUGGCACUGACGCCGGCCCGUUCGCGAACCCCCCGGGUGUUUUGACCCCACAGACGACGGCCACAACCUUCAAACCAUUUGUGCCAACCAGCUCGUUUGGCCAAAGUAUCAUCCCACAGGCAACCGGAUCACCAGCGCCACAGCCGAGAGCGCAACCCGAUGACCUGCUCGGGGACGCAGAUCCAGAGAUCAGCUCGAAACUCACAAACGAAACCAGCGAACUAGGUAAUUUGUCCAAUCAAGUCAGCAGCUUAUCUACGCAAAUGACAGAACUUCACACGGAUAGAAGGCAAACUGAACAAGAGCUGUCCAGCGCAUCUGCUCAAAAGAAAGCGUUUGAAGGCCGAUUGGCUCAGCUCAGGUCUCUUUACGAAAAGGAGGUUCAAGAAGUCAAGGUGCUCAAAGAACAACUAACAGCUUCCAAGAAUGAUACCAAGCGGCUGCAGCAGGAAAUGGCCAUGAUUGACGGGACCCAUCAAGAUCUUGCAACACAGCACCAGCAACUUCGUGCUGCACUGGAAUCUGACCAGCGUGAAAAUGCUUCGCUCAAGGAACGCAUUCGGCAGCUGAACCAGGAGAUUGACCAGCUCAAACCGCAGCUCGAAAAGAUCAAGUCGGAUGCGAGGCAACAGAAAGGUUUGGUUGCAAUCAACAAGAAGCAGUUAGCUACUAACGAGGCCGAGCGAGAUAGAAUAAAGGCCGAGAUAGCUGCUGCUCAGAAGGAAGUUGAGGACGCGCAACGAGAGGCCGAGGAGUCGGCUCGACAAGUGGAAGCCUCCAAGAAGGAGUUGGAAGAAGCCCGGAAUAUUCCAAUGCCUACGGUCAAGAGCCCUCCUGUUGUGAGCCCUGCGCCAUCUACGAACUCCAAUCCAUUCUUCAGGCGGACAACGGACACGACUUUCCCACCUGCGGUCGGUGCGAGUGAACCAAAGGACCAACAAAGUGCUUUCGACAGCAUAUUCGGGCCGUCGUUUGCUACUGCGGGUCCUGCUCCCACAACGUCUUUCUCUGCACAACCAUCGACUCCAGCUGGGCAACAAAUUCUCCCACAGCUUGACUCACCGGCCCCUUCAUCUACACCUAGAGACGCUGCUGAACCGCCAGCUCCACCCCAGUCCCGACAGAUCAGCUCGGCCGCGCUUCCUUUCCGCAGGCCGCUUGAGAGAGAAGAUUCGAUCAGCUCCUCCGUCAAGGUUGCGGCACCGGCCAGCAGGCUUAGUCCCAGUGACACCCCUCAAGCACUGACUCCUGCGUCUACCGCUAGCCCGGCUGAGCACAAGGACCCAAGCGAAGACCCCUUUACAGCCGCCGCACCAGAUGAAGAACAGGAAUCUGUUCGUAGAACAUUGCCUCAGCCCACCGCCGGAGAAACAACUGUUGACGAAACUUUCGGUCAGGCAUCAGCCGACCAAGCGAAAGACAUUCCAGGAGCAUUUCCAGGUUCACGGUCUGACACUCCAGGUGUUGACCCAACUGUGAUUGCUGCUGGAGCUGGCGCUGCAGCGGUGGCUGCUGGUUUAGGUGCCGCCGCCGUCUCCGCCACGACCAAUGGUGAUAAACCGAACGAUGCACAACCCUCAGCGCCCAGCAAGAGCCUUGAGCAGAACUUUGAUGACUUCUUUGGAAGCGCGAUACCGCGAAGUUCAGCAUCUCAGAAGGCUGCGGACUUUGACUCUGCUUUUGCUGAGAUGGGCAAGCCGAAGGUCGCACUAAAUGAAGAAUUUCCUGCUAUCCAGGAAGUCGGCGACGACGAGGAUAGCAGCGAAUACAGCGAAGACGAGACACCCAUGAAAUUCGACGACGAUUUCAAUGCAAAAUCUCCACCUCGAGAGAGUCCUACCGAUGUGGCAACUGGCAAGCGACCGGAGGUCGCACCCGAGCUCAGCAGCACCCUGUCACCACGCCCUGCCACUGCCGGCUCUUUAUCAAAUGCUAGCUCACUACCAGGGGUGGAAUCGCAACAAUCCCCGCCUACUUAUAACGAUGCAGUGCCUGAGGACAACCCAAGCCAAUUUCCCCGAGAAUACAAAGGCUUGCUACCAGAGCGUGAAGACCCAACUUCACCAGUUCCGACGGCCGGUGGUUCUAGUCACCCUGCACCUCCCCCUAGUGGCGUUCCGCCAGCAUAUGGUCCUGAAGCCCAAGCCAGAAGCCCCUCAGACAGUAAACCCACUGCGCCACCUCCCACCGCGAGUGCACCGUUUGACUUUGACUCUGCAUUUUCAGGCGUGGGGGUGGCCCCAGUUGAAGAAGACGAUGACGACGAGGACGAUGAUGAUGCUGUCUUCAGUCCGCCGAAGAACGCUGCACUUGAGUUUGACCCGACUUUCGAUUCUCCUCCGCAACCCCCGCGGGCGCAAUUCUCUUCAGCCCCAGUCACAAACGGGGCUCCAAAGCUUGAGAAUGACGAUUUCUAUUCUGCGGUCACGACAUCUGGACCUCCUCAGCAAGCACAGCCGGCAACAUCUCCGAUCUCUCACGACUGGGACGCUCUCUUCGCACCACUGAACACAAAUGCAAAUAACGCGGCGUCGUCACAGCCAGCAUCUGAUUUCCCACCAAGUCAAACACAGGCCGUUGAAGUUUCCACGCCCUCACCACCACCAGGCCAGUCGGGUGUCUCUUCGCCACCCCCGACUAUUGUCACGCCAGCACAGACGUCGCCCCCGCCAAGCUCAAAAGCUGAGCGGCCUCAAAUCGGUCGAGCUCUGAGUACGGGUACGGAGCACGAUGACCCAAUCCUCAAGAGAUUGACUGCCAUGGGAUGGUCACGCGAGGAGAGUCUUGCGGCACUGGAGAAGUUUGAUUAUAACAUUGACAAGGCUGCCGAUUUCCUGACCUUCCGCUCUUGA